This is a messenger RNA of Physcomitrium patens, 2243 nucleotides long. RefSeq names its product D-xylose-proton symporter-like 3, chloroplastic. Gene Ontology annotation, molecular function: D-glucose transmembrane transporter activity. NCBI's taxonomy places the organism in Eukaryota, Viridiplantae, Streptophyta, Bryopsida, Funariales, Funariaceae. Gene Ontology annotation, cellular component: membrane. The record is from RefSeq and is a predicted model, not a curated record. Gene Ontology annotation, biological process: D-glucose transmembrane transport.
CGCCAUCGUCAUCGACGAUCACUUCCGCCUCCUCGAUCACACGUCUCGUCACCCUAUGGAUCAAUCAGUGCAUGAUUUUGAUAUCGCUUGCAGUGCAAGCCAGCGCAUACACUGGCCAUGGUACAAAAUGCUCCACGCGUGUAGUAAUGUCCUUCUUCGACUGCAGAUUUUGAACCGUAUUCGAGGAAAUCGUCGUGGGCGUGACCUUAACCUCUCGGUUUCUGUGUUUGAUUAGCUCACGCCUCCGUCACCUUGCAGUCUUUUGCGGUGGAUGCGUCAGGAGCAGAUGUCGACUUGCUGAGUUCAUGAAACGCUGUAAAUUGAUACCACGCUUUGAGGGAUUUGAGUCCGUGCGUCUGUGUCUGAGAAGGUUGUGGAGAAGUGCUGGAACUUGAGGUCUUUUGAUUUGCGUUUAGUGCUGGACGACCUCGGGAUUGGCCAUGGACGGGGAGGACAGUAAUGUUGGUGCUGUGAACGUGAAGAAGGAUGUGAGUCUGUUGUUUGAGCCGUUGGUGCAGCGACAAGGCCCGGGAGAGGAGACGGAGUUUGAGUGGAGUGCGGUGCUUUUGCCCUUCCUCUUCCCUGCAGUUGGAGGUUUGCUCUUCGGUUACGACAUUGGCGCCACCUCGGGAGCAGCCGUGUCCAUCGUUUCGCCGGAGUUGAGCGGCACGGAUUGGUAUAACCUGUCCUCAAUUCAGAUAGGGUUGGUUGUCAGUGGGUCGCUCUAUGGCGCCCUCUUGGGGUCCGUUGUCGCGUUCAACAUUGCUGAUUUCCUUGGGCGUCGAAAGGAGCUCAUGGUUGCGUCGCUACUUUACAUCUUCGGGAGCUUGAUCACGGGGUUCGCACCGAGCUUUGCGAUUUUGGUGAUAGGGAGGAUAAUUUUUGGCCUCGGGAUAGGAUUGACCAUGCAUGCGGCGCCCAUGUACAUCGCCGAAACUUCACCCAGCCAGAUUCGGGGAACUCUAAUCUCUCUCAAGGAAGCUUUCAUAGUAUGUGGAAUUUUACUAGGGUAUUUGGUUGGCAACAACCAAGUUGAUGCCGUAGGCGGGUGGAGAGUUAUGUACGGUUUUGCUUCUCCAAUUGGACUGCUGAUGGGCAUCGGCAUGUGGUGGUUGCCGCCAUCUCCGAGAUGGCUUCUCCUUCAAGCAGUUCAAGGUAAGGGUAACGAAAGAACACUAAAACAAGACGCAGCCUGCGCGCUUCAAAGGCUCCGAGGGCAAUCAUGCAGCCUGGAAUCGGCGGAAGAGGAAUCAGAGAAGCAAUGGUCUGCCCUCACAACUGCAUGUGAAGGAGAAGAUGUGAAUGUUUCCUUCAAAGAUUUGUUCCAAGGAGUUAACCUAAAAGCUCUGUCAGUUGGAGGAGGGCUCGUCUUCUUUCAGCAAUUCACUGGCCAGCCCAGCGUUCUCUACUACGCGGCCACCAUUUUGCAGACUGCAGGCUUCUCCGUUGCAUCCGAUGCCACCAAGCUGGCUGUCUUGUUAGGGAUUUUCAAGCUUAUCAUGACCGCUCUUGCGGUGCUCAACGUCGACAAGCUGGGACGACGUCCUUUACUCCUUGGUGGAGUAACUGGCAUCACUUUGAGCCUAGUCACUCUUGCUGCAUACUUCUCUUUUCUAAAAGAUUAUCCAUAUCUUGCCGUAGGCUCCCUGCUUCUUUACGUUGGCUGCUACCAGAUCUCUUUCGGCCCUAUCUCCUGGCUCGUGGUGUCUGAGGUCUUCCCGCUUCGCACACGAGGCCGAGCUCUCAGCAUGACCACGCUCAUAAACUUUGGAUCAAAUGCUGUGGUCGCAUUAGCGUUUGCUCCUCUCCAAGACCUCGUCGGUGAAUCCUACACAUUUGUGAUCUUCGGCAUCGUUAGCUUGUUCGCCCUCGUUUUCAUUUUUACGAGUGUUCCGGAGACAAAAGGCUUAACUCUAGAGCAGAUCACAGCCAAGCUGGAGAGCAAGUAGAAACCGAAAGGAUACAACUAUGAAAGAGACUUAUGAUUUUGCUAAAGAGAGGGACCUGUGAUUGAAAUCUUUGGGGUAAAUGUUUUUCAUAAGAAGGGAUCUCGGUAUUAUCCUGUACAGUUCAAGAACGACUUCCCAGAAUUCUUAACCUGCAUAUAAAUAUUAAAUUUGAGGCACCUCCAAUACACGUUCAACUUGCAAAACAAAUAUCUAACUUGCAAGACAAGUUUCCUACAUGUACGCUGUCUUGUUGUAGUACGAGUAUACCAUGAAAAUAUAAAGAAAGGGGACUUU